Messenger RNA from Annulohypoxylon truncatum, 2513 nucleotides. Its product is annotated as actin-like ATPase domain-containing protein. The coding region runs from base 507 to 2417 and encodes 636 amino acids. The record is from RefSeq and is a predicted model, not a curated record. Lineage: Eukaryota; Fungi; Ascomycota; Sordariomycetes; Xylariales; Hypoxylaceae. The transcript is spliced from 5 exons. Gene Ontology annotation, molecular function: ATP binding; ATP-dependent protein folding chaperone.
CUUAGGAGAAUAAAUGCGGUAGAGUUAUCUGGCAAGAAUUAAAACCUAUAAUCGUGUCCCUUCUCAUUUGUUAGAUUUCUAAAACCUGACGGGUACCUAAUACUUAGUGAUUGUACAACAAAGUAUAGUACGAGCAGGUUCAUUCAGCCCCCCGCAAGUGCAUAUCGGGGAUUGAAGCGGCUGUGCUGCAGCUGCGACUCCGCGCUUCAACUUUAACUUGGUACUCCUUUUAUAAUAUUGCGCCUUACCUCACCUUACUAACUUUCUGAUGAUGACCCUCUCUUUUACUAUUUUCUAAUUUUCCGACCCUGUCGCUCUCUUAAACUACCUAUUCCCCUUAAGUGCUUCAUAUCUCUUCAAUAGCGCCCUUAUCCUCGAGGCAGCUCUUAUGUGAGGAGAGAAACACGGCGAAAAUAAGAGGGCAAUUAUUGGGAGAUAUAUAUCUGUCUCUACCACAUAUUUAUGAGUGGGUAUCGAAAUUAGACGAAUUAAGACGUGGCGGCAUCAUGAACCUCAGCCUCCCAAUUCGAUCGUCGACGAGCUUAAGAAAUCAGGCUAGUAGGAAUUACUUCACCAACUACACACCACCAUCAUCGACAGAAGCCGUCAAUGGCCCAGUACGUGAGCCCGCAAGGGGGCUCUUGGCUAUCAAUGACCGCCUUAUAGUCGGCGUUGAUUUUGGCACCACAUUCUCCGGAGUAGCGGCAGUAUAUACGUCGACGCCAGAUGACGUCGAGAUUAUCAAGACAUGGCCGGGUGGGAAUGGCAUCACAUCUGACAAAGUUCCCACUGAGAUAUCCUAUGAUUUUCCACCAAAUCCGACUCCAGAAACCCAACCCAAUGUCAAAUGGGGUUUCCAAUUCAAACCCGAGGAGUCGCGGUUACGAUGCAUCAAGCUCUUCCUCGACCGCUCACAGAAGCUGCCCUUCUAUGUUAGCCCACAGGAGACCGCCACUCAGCUUAAGAAGUAUAAUAAGACCGUCAUAGAUGCGGUUAGCGACUACCUCACUGAGAUUUACAAGCACACUAUGGACACGCUCACCCGGCGGUAUGGCGAAUCGUUCAUGGCGUCGACUAACGUGGACUUUGUGCUUACUUGUCCGGCCGUAUGGUCUGAUGCUGCAAAAAACGCAACACUACAGGCUGCUGAAAGGGCAGGGAUGGGCCUCAAAGCAGAUAUCCAGAUAAUUAGUGAGCCUGAAGCUGCCGCUGUCUAUACUCUCAAGGCUAUUCAACCAAAUCAUCUCAGCGUAGGAGAUAACUUUAUCGUAUGCGAUGCGGGUGGUGGAACGGUAGAUUUGAUCGCAUAUAAAAUAAUGUCACUUAAACCUCUAAGAGUAGAGGAGUCUGCUGUUGGGACUGGCGGCCUUUGUGGAAGUGCAUUUCUAAAUUACAGGUUCGAGGAACACGUUCGAGGCAGACUCGGCCAUAGUAAGUUUGAGGAGAUGAAAACAAAGAAGGCCAAGACGUGGCAAAUGGGUCUUCGAUAUUUCGAAGAAUUUGUGAAGAGAAAUUUCAACGAAGAUGAGUACCAGGAGGUCAAUGUCCCAUUCCCAGGACUUCCCGAUGACGAAGAAGCGCGGAUAGACUCUGGAUUCCUUGUCAUGACCGCCGAUGAAAUCAAGGGGAUCUUCGAGCCUGUGGUCAAAGAAGUCUGCGAUCUGGUCCAAGGUCAGGUAGAUGGUCUCCGUGGCAAAGGAGGUAUCGUAUCAGGUAUCAUACUCGUCGGAGGGUUUGGUCAGAGUGACUAUCUUUACCGACGGCUGAAGGCGCACUUCACGAGCGCGGCCCCGCCCCCGUACACAGAGCGGCCGACCCACGCGGUCAGCGCCGCCGCCGCCCUUGACGGAAAUGGCAAUAUCGAAGUUAUGCAGCCUGUAUAUGCCUGGACGGCUGUUGUUCGUGGCGCUGUACUCCGCGGACUCGAAGGCAACAUGGUUAUCAGCAGGAAGGCGCGCAUGCAUUACGGAACGUCCUACGCAACUGUCUACGACGAGGAGAAACAUAGUGUGAGCGAACGGUACUGGAGCCCCUUGUGGGAGCGGUGGAUGGUCAGCGACCGGAUGCAGUGGCAUAUAGCCAAGGGCGAAGCCAUCUCCCCCCUCUCACCCAUCGCCUUCCACUACACUCGCAACUUCCGGCCCGGACAGUCGCUAGUGGUUACAGACGACCUGAUCGCGUGCGAGGCGGACGAACCCCCCGCCGCGUACUCGAGGGAACUAGUGCACGUGUGCACACUCACUACAGAUCUGAGCGCGGUCCCGAGAAGCCUGUUUACGAGAUUAACGACGACGAGAGGCGUCGAGUUUGACAACCUCGACUUUACCCUCGAGAUGAUCGUCGAUAGCGCGGGCUUGAGCUUCGAGCUGAAGGUCGAUGGGGUCAGAUACGGGAGGGUUGAAGCCGAGUUUCAUUAGCGUUGAACGACUCAAAUGGAGAGGAUGAGAGACGGUGAUGAAGAAUGGUGGGAAAUUUCCGGAUAUAGUUAUGAAUGAGAUGCCUAGGGGUGAUGU